UCGAGCUCAACUGAUAGACCAGCAAAAAUGUCUGGAGCAGCAAACUGAAAUGAGGGUACAGCUUCUUCAGGACUUGCAGGAUUUCUUCCGCAAAAAAGCAGAAAUAGAGACGGAGUAUUCCCGAAAUCUAGAAAAAUUAGCAGAAAGAUUCAUGGCCAAAACAAGAAGCACAAAGGACCAUCAGCAGUACAAGAAAGACCAGAAUCUCUUAUCCCCCGUGAAUUGUUGGUACUUACUACUGAAUCAAGUGAGAAGAGAAAGCAAAGACCAUGCGACAUUGAGUGAUAUUUAUCUGAACAAUGUUAUCAUGCGCUUCAUGCAGAUAAGUGAAGAUUCCACCAGGAUGUUCAAAAAGAGCAAAGAGAUUGCAUUCCAGCUUCAUGAGGAUUUAAUGAAAGUUCUUAAUGAGCUUUACACGGUCAUGAAAACAUACCAUAUGUAUCAUGCAGAGAGCAUCAGUGCAGAAAGCAAGCUGAAGGAGGCGGAGAAGCAAGAAGAAAAACAGAUUGGGAGGUCAGGAGACCCUGUGUUUCAUAUUCGACUAGAGGAGAGACACCAGAGACGGAGUUCUGUGAAGAAGAUUGAAAAAAUGAAAGAAAAAUGUUGCGAUCUUGGAUAUCAUGCAAGUCUGAACAGAGCCCUAAGAACAUAUCUCUCUGCAGAGUAUAAUCUUGAAACCUCCAGACAUGAGGGUCUAGAUAUCAUUGAAAAUGCUGUUGACAGCUUGGAGCCACGAAGUGAUAAGCAGAGAUUUAUGGAGAUGUACCCCACUGCCUUUUGCCCACCAAUGAAAUUUGAGUUCCAGUCUCAUAUGGGUGAUGAGGUUUGUCAGGUCACUGCCCAGCAACCAGUACAAGCGGAGCUUAUGCUGAGGUAUCAGCAGCUACAGUCACGACUGGCCACACUUAAAAUUGAAAAUGAAGAGGUUAAAAAAACCACGGAAGCUACUUUACAAACAAUACAGGACAUGGUCACCAUCGAAGACUAUGAUGUUUCAGAAUGUUUCCAGCACAGUCGCUCUACAGAGUCUGUGAAGUCAACAGUCUCAGAGACAUACUUGAGCAAGCCCAGCAUUGCAAAAAGAAGAGCUAACCAGCAAGAGACUGAACAGUUCUAUUUCAUGAAAUUCAGAGAAUAUCUGGAGGGGAGUAAUCUUAUCACAAAACUUCAAGCAAAACAUGACUUGCUUCAGAGGACUCUUGGAGAAGGUCACAGAGCUGAAUACAUGACCACAAGUCGAGGACGAAGGAAUUCUCACACCAGACAUCAGGAUUCAGGACAAGUCAUUCCUCUCAUAGUGGAAAGCUGUGUCAGAUUUAUCAAUUUAUAUGGUCUUCAACAUCAGGGAAUUUUCAGAGUGUCUGGUUCCCAAGUGGAAGUCAAUGAUAUUAAAAAUUCAUUUGAAAGAGGUGAAAAUCCUUUGGCAGAUGACCAAAGUAACCAUGACAUUAACUCAGUUGCUGGAGUACUGAAGCUCUAUUUCCGAGGGCUGGAAAAUCCUGUCUUUCCUAAGGAAAGAUUUAAUGAUCUUAUUUCUUGUAUCAGAAUAGAUAAUCUCUAUGAGAGGGCUCUUCUCAUCCGCAAACUCCUCCUGACUUUGCCCAGGUCAGUCCUUAUAGUGAUGAGGUACCUCUUUGCCUUCCUCAACCAUCUUUCACAGUACAGCGAUGAAAACAUGAUGGAUCCGUACAACUUGGCCAUUUGUUUUGGUCCAACCCUGAUGCCUGUUCCAGACAUACAAGACCAGGUGUCAUGUCAGGCUCAUGUGAAUGAAAUAAUCAAAACUAUCAUCAUCCAUCAUGAGGCCAUUUUUCCAGAUGCUAAGGAGCUCGAUGGCCCAGUUUAUGAAAAAUGUAUGGCUGGAGAUGAUUACUGUGACAGUCCCUAUAGUGAACAUGGUACAUUAGAGGAAGCAGACCAGGAUGCCAGCACAGAGCCCCACACCAGUGAAGAUGAAUGUGAACCUAUAGAAGCUAUAGCUAAGUUUGACUACAUGGGAAGAUCUGUACGAGAACUGUCCUUCAAAAAAGGAGCUUCCUUACUUCUAUAUCAUCGAGCAUCUGAAGACUGGUGGGAAGGAAGGCAUAAUGGAAUUGAUGGCCUUGUACCUCACCAAUACAUAGUGGUGCAGGAUAUGGAUGAUACAUUCUCAGAUACACUGAGCCAGAAGGCUGACAGUGAAGCUAGCAGUGGGCCAAUAACUGAGGACAAAUCCUCAUCCAAGGACAUGAAUUCUCCAACUGAUCGUCAUCCUGAUAUAUAUUUAGGAAGGCAAAGAAAGAGAUCUGAACCCCCAGCUCCUCAAAGACGCCCCGGAAGAACCAAUGAUGGUCACUGCCCUGUACAUCCACCACACACCCUCAGCAACUCCUCGGUGGAGCUAGGUUCCCCCAACACUGGAAGUCACUGCAGUCCUCGAGCCCUCCUUCAGAAUCGUAACCUCAGCGCAGAUAGUCCUGAGAGAAGACGUAGGCCUGGGCAUGGCAGCCUUACCAACAUUAAUAGGCAUGAUUCACUAAAGAAAAUUGAUAGCCCUCCAAUUAGAAGAUCAACAUCAUCUGGUCAGUACACAGGUUUCAAUGACCAUAAACCACUGGACCCAGAGUCAAUAGCUCAGGAUAUUGAAGAGACAAUGAAUACAGCUCUGAACGAACUUCGUGAGUUGGAACGCCAGAGCUCGGCAAAGCACGCCCCUGAUGUGGUGCUGGAUACAUUGGAACAAAUGAAAAAUUCUCCCACCCCUGCCACCUCGACAGAAUCCCUAAGUCCUCUCCAUAGUGUUGUAUUAAGAAGCACUGAGCCUCAGAUUCGACGUAGCACUAGUUCUUCCAGUGAUACAAUGAGUACUUUCAAGCCCAUGGUAGCUCCUAGAAUGGGAGUGCAGUUAAAACCCCCUGCCCUAAGGCCAAAACCCAUUGUUCUUCCAAAAACAAAUCCAAGCAUAGGACCUUCCCCUCCUUCCCAAGGUCCAACGGACAAGUCUUGCACAAUGUAAAAAGCUAGGCAGCCCUCAUAAGUAAGAGGGGGCCAUGUUACUGAAAGGAAUGGAUUAGUGAUAAAAGUCAGGGGUUCCAUAACAUAAUUAGUUCAUGUUUAUAACUGGAGAGGUCUUGUUUUUCAGUGUUUUUGAAUGUAACUAGCUACAUUACCAUGGGCAUUGGUAAUUUCUAUUGUUUCAAUUUUUUAAAAACUGGACAAUUGUGUGUCAUUAUAAAAACAAAACACAGACUUACUUGAAAACUUGAUGCUGCACCAUUUGUAAUAAAAGCAACACAAAUCACAAGUAGCUUCCCACAUUGUACCAUAUUUCACAGUCUUACUGUAGUUUACUUAAAUGAUCCUGUGCAAAGGUAAUGUGAAAGGAUUCAUAAGGGGAUGUGGAGCCAUCACUAGAUCACUGGUUCCCAUCUCAGACUGGCUUGUGAAAAAUGGAAGUUAGUAUGUGAGACUUAUUCAUAGUUUCAUAGUAGUUAGGGGUCAGAAGGGACCUAAAUAGAUCAUCUAGUCUGACCCCCCACCACUGGCAGGGGCACACGCUGAGAUCACAUGACCCCAGACAG
Messenger RNA from Alligator sinensis (Chinese alligator), 3560 nucleotides. It is a transcript of the gene SRGAP1, whose product is annotated as SLIT-ROBO Rho GTPase activating protein 1. Gene Ontology annotation, biological process: negative regulation of cell migration; signal transduction. The record is from RefSeq and is a predicted model, not a curated record. Lineage: Eukaryota; Metazoa; Chordata; Crocodylia; Alligatoridae. Bases 50 to 2995 code for a protein of 981 amino acids. The transcript has 20 exons. Gene Ontology annotation, molecular function: protein binding. Gene Ontology annotation, cellular component: cytoplasm.